Molecule: messenger RNA, 4424 nt
Organism: Petromyzon marinus (sea lamprey)
Lineage: Eukaryota; Metazoa; Chordata; Hyperoartia; Petromyzontiformes; Petromyzontidae
Gene: ELOVL5
Product: ELOVL fatty acid elongase 5
Biological process (GO): fatty acid elongation, monounsaturated fatty acid; fatty acid elongation, polyunsaturated fatty acid; very long-chain fatty acid biosynthetic process
Cellular component (GO): endoplasmic reticulum membrane
Molecular function (GO): fatty acid elongase activity
Source: RefSeq, a predicted model, not a curated record
CUCUACCGUCCACACCAACGUUGUGAUCCCUGCUUCCUACCCCGCACGCCCCACGGUGUGGUGAUCCCCGCUCCCCUCUUGUGAACCCUGCUGCUGCUGCUCCCCCCCGACUCCUCCUCGGCACGUGCCAACUCGGAUCCCCUCGUCGCCCCCAAGCCCCGCGUGCAACGCAGCAACCCCUCACCACAACACCUUCAUCUCUUAACUCCCCUCUGUAGCCCCACGUGUGAAAACCCAGUCACCCUCUGGCCCUUAUUACAUCGAUAAUACCCCACGUGCAUUCCAGCUCCCCUUGUCCCCUCUAUAGCCCACGUGCAAUACACGUCCUAUAACAGCCCGCAUUCAAUCUGUAUGCCACACCUACGCCUCCCCACAGCCCCUAUCUCCUCUCUAUAACGGGUGUAAACCAGCUCCCCCUAUCCCCUUCUAAACCACGCGUCUAUCCCAGCUCCCAUCUGCACCCCACGAGCCUCCACAGCCCUUACCCCCUCUCUACACCACGUACCACGUGUAUCCCAGCUCCCCUUAUCCCCUCCACACCCCAUGUGUAAACCCAGGUCCCCCACAGCCCUUACCCCCUCUCUUCACCACGUGUAAACCAGCUCCCCUUAUCCCCUCCACACCCCACGUGUAAACCACCUCGACUUAUCCCCUUCUAAACCCCACGUGUAAACCCAGGUCCCCCACAGCCCUUACCCCCUCUCUACACCACGCGUAUCCGAGGUCCCAUUGCCUCCCUCCCGUUGUAAGAGGCGGGACCCCGGGGUUACUGCAGGGCACUCUCUACCCCCGGCUCCAUCCUCUCCCCCGCGUCACACAGCACAGGCGGCGGCGGCGGGCGGAGGCAGCUACCGGACAAAUCUCCAUCACCUCCUCCCCAUCACCUCCUCCCCAUCAUCAUCACCGCCACCACCACCAAGCCUCCUCAUCCUCUAAGAAGCUCCUCCUCAAACGGUUCCAGCCAUCAUCACCCAUCACUGUCGGCAUCUUCCUCCUCGGCUCCGUCUCGUUCAUCUGGGAAUCGUCUUCUUCUGGCUGAAGGAACAAUGGAGGCACUGGACACAGCACUGACAAAGAUGUUGGACGACAAAAUCGGACCACGCGACCCGCGCAUCCGUGGGUGGCUGCUGCUGGAUUCAUACCUGCCCACGCUGGUGUCCACGCUGGUGUACCUGCUGGUGGUGGCGGUGGGGCCCAAGCUGAUGCGUGAGCGCCAGCCGUUUUCGCUUAAGGGGCUGCUGGUCGUCUACAAUGCGCUGCUCACUGCCCUCUCCUUCUACAUGUUCUAUGAGCUCGUGGCCGGCGUGUGGACAGGGGGCUACAACCUGCGCUGCCAGAACACGCACAGUGCGGGGGAAGCUGACAUGAGGAUUGCCCGUGUACUCUGGAUCUACUACCUCUCCAAGCUCAUUGAGUUCCUGGACACGGUGUUCUUCAUUGUGCGCAAAAAGAACACCCAGGUCACAGUGCUGCAUGUCUACCACCAUGCCUCCAUGCCCACCAUCUGGUGGUUCGUCCUCAACUGGGUACCCUGCGGACACUCGUACUUUGGGGCAACGUUCAACUGUUUCAUCCACGUGCUGAUGUACGGAUACUACGGACUCUCGGUCAUCCCUGCCAUGCGGCCCUACCUCUGGUGGAAGCGCUACAUUACCCAGGCGCAGCUGACACAGUUCGUGAUGACAAUGGUGCAGUCGGGGAGUGCCAUCGUGAUGCCGUGUGGGUUCCCAGCUGGCUGGCUGUGGUUCCAGAUCUCCUAUAUGAUGUCACUGGUGCUUCUGUUCUCCAACUUUUACAUCCAGACGUACAUCAAGCAGGGCUCGCGCCCGAAGCUGGAGAGCCACGCGAACGGCAAGAUGGAGCCACGGAGCUCUGGGGACCUUCACGAGAACGGCAACAGCACGCGGCAGCGCAAGCCCAAGCGCGUGUAACACAGCGACACCCCAGGCCCAUUUAUUGUACAUGAGCCGUUGAUUUAAGCCCUCAACUUGGCGUGUCAAAAUUGGAAGAGAAGGAAAUGCCAGUUUAUUUGUAAACCUAACAUUUUUCCCAAUAAGUCGGUGCUCACGUCCUGUACUGAUCAUCAACACAAAAAGCUAACACUGCAUUGAUGACAAAAGUUAUUAUUUAUGUCUGUUCCCAAGCUGCAACAUUGGUAUAUAAUGCAGCCUUCUGCAGUGUGCAAAUUCGUAAAAUUACACUUAUCUGGGAAGAUUCAAGCUGCUCUGGUUUGAUUUACAUUUUCAUGAACUCCACGAUAAAUUUCUUACACUUUAAAGCGGGGCAUUUAGAGACUCUCAUUUUGUUGACCUUUCACAAUGAGGAUACACAUUUCAGAGUUACUAACUUGGGAGGAAAAUGCACUUCAAAUCUUUACGAGCACUGUCAGAAUGAAGCGUUGUAGUGAGGCGGUUUAUUUUAACAAAUUGGUGGCACGUCUCGCGGCUCGCCGUUUAUUCAGACAUCUCCUGAAUAAUGUAAAUGCCCUCAGUGACUGCGUGCGUCAUCUGCGCGCACCGUGACAUGGCAACUCCUAAACGCUUGACUUCCUGGCAUUCUCACAAACUUACACUGGCACAAUGUUGCCACCUUUUGAAGUCAUGAACAUGAUCCUUAUCUUCGUCGCUUCAGCAUAAUAUGAGCAAAAGGCAAAUGUGCAAAUGUAAACGUGUGCUGAAGUGUUUGCAUAACUAUGUUUAAAUUUGCUUAGAUUUUAAGUACAAUGCAACUUAAGUAUACUGCUGACAAAUUUGGCGUUGCUACCUCUUGAGUCCGCAGUUAUUUCGUUUUUAUAUGCACAGAUAAAAAAGUGGCUUUCUCUAAAUUAGUUUUGUUAACAAUGUGCGCAUUAUCUUGUGGCUAUAGAAUAAGAAAGCCUGCCCUAGGACUAACUGCUUCGUGUAUUGCCAUGUAACCCUUGUAGCCUGCCUAAAGCAACUGGUAAUGUGUUGGCGUGAUGUUCACACCAAACUGAUAAGGUUUUUUUUUAAUCCACCGUGCCUGAUAUGGUGAUUAUAAUCAUCUGUUUACCAACGACUCCAGCUUAAAAGCACUUACCUAAUGUGUAGUUUUUAGUGAAAUCUUGUUUUUUUAUUUGCAAAAAGGGUUAUUCAUUGUGUUGUCAUUUUAAGACCAAGAAAGACCAUUGUAUAGACACACAGUAUCAUUGUGACGGACAGGGAUAUACACUUAAAUUGUUGUGGAUCACAAGGAAAUCAGUUGUAGAAUGAGCACAGCACAAAACCUGCAGCUGUUGGUUUAUAUUCGACUUUGUGUUUUGUAGCAAGUGGAGGUAUUUGCUUCCAAACUUUGUGAAGCCUUAUUUUUCGGAAUAUACAGAAAAGACAUUGCCUUAAUCUGUAUAAAUGCGUUUUUCACAAGUAUUUUGUUCACUGACUGUUGUCACUUUGCGAAAGAGCAUCACUUGUUGUACCACUAAUGGCCAGCUUCUAAGGGACACUUUAAACACCCAGAACGUGACUUAAUGAUGUCACAGUGAGUCGAAUGUGUUGAUCCACUUUAUUUCUUACAAGACUGCUCAUGCACCCACAAAGCUUUGGUCCCAGACCUGUACUCAUAUUCCUACACUUACGCAGAUUUAACCGAGGAAGUAGUGCUGUUGCCUCGUCAAUUUGAUGGGGGUGUUCUGGAAAAACACUAACCCACAAAAGCGUAUUGUUCAGAAAGUAGUCGGAUUUUAGUUGACAGUAAGUGAAUUAGGUGGUCGAAGUAAGUAAAUUAUUGGGGUUAUUUGUGCGGCCAUCUUUCGGGUAAGUGACACAAUCAAAUCUAUUCUAGAUUUGAAGCUUUCGUGACUGCAAGGAUCCAUACUCUUUGGUAACAAUCAUAUCUAUCAAAAAUGGAUCGUCAGGCGAUUCAAUGAAAUCAUGUAUUUUCUACUGAAAUUUAAUGUGGGUUAUCCCAAGUAUUCCAGAACAUUCCUAAUUUAUAUAACUCGCCACACAUAUAAGCCCAGCCGUUUGGUUUGUUCCGAUCGCCAUUGCGUGUUCAUGUUGGUUCACAUGAGCAGCCAAGCGGCCUCAUUGUGUUAUGACUACCAAGGGCAGACAAAGCACCAUGUCCUCAUUUCUGGCUUCCCAUCACUGUUGUGGAGUUGGAGUGGAUCAAACAGGGCUCUGUUGUCUUCGUGUUGCUGAUGCCAAGUGGAUAUUUGCACAUUAGAGCAAAGCCAAGGAAACCGCAUUGCAACCACCGACGCCAUGCAGAUAUGCCCUUCGACCGUCUUAAUUUUAUUUCCGGAUGAUUUUUAAUAUUUGUUUUUACGCGUAUUGUACUAAGAAUGUGAAGUGUACCGUGAUAAGAUCUUGCAGAAUUUAAAUCGCCCAAGGUUUGUCAUCACAACGUGCGCCUGUCCUGCAGUAACUGAGGUUUGGCUUGCUAACAAUAAAAGCAGUUGAACUUAA